GCACUAUGUCGGAUGUGACGAUGACUUUUGUUUUUAAAAAAAGUGGCGGUUGCAUCAUGACCACCUCCGUGUGAAUCAAUAGCUGUAAUUUCAACACAUUGAAACGCGAUCCUGGUGUUUUCUGUUAAGUUGUAAGCUCCUUCACUUGCACCAGGAGGAUCAUGCAGCAACAGCAAUAUGCAGAGGAUCGAAACCUUCUGGGCAAGCUGUGUCCUGGGGAGAAGAAGCUGGAGGGGAAGACCUUCUACCUGGACAACGUGAAGAAACGUCCAACAGCCCUGCUUUUGGAGGUCAUAUCUCUUUUAGGAGGGAGGGUUGAAAGUUUUCUGCACAAGGAUGUGAGCUUUCUUGUGACUGGAAGCCAAGAGGGCCUGAAAGAGCAGAGGCAAGCAGAGACAAAGGGGAGUGAAGAAGCCCAACAUCUUAUCAAGCAGCGAGAGAGCGUCCUCAGCAAAGACAAACAGCGACCAGGAACUCCCAGACCAGUGGCUUGUGGCAGCCGGGGGAAGGCCCUGCUUGAAAAAGCCAUUCGCAACAAUGAACGACUGCAGGGGAGCAGUGUUUUGGCCAACGCACGGUCAUGGGGAGUGAAGAUUUUGUUUGUGGAUGAUGUCAUUUUAUAUCUGAAACAGUUGACUCGAGAAAGCUUUAGGCCAAAACAGAAAAGGCCAGAGCGGACUUACGCCAAACAAACAGGUUCUCAUGUUGUCAAAGCUGCAGCUUUGAGAUCUCCCUACCUUAAAAUUGAAGACUUGAGCAGGAAAUACAAGCCUCUGCACAUGCAGUCUAUGACCUUCCCCACUCUGUGCUACUCGGGCCGAUUCAGUCCCUUUGAAGCUCCUCCUCCUCAGUUUGAAAAAUGGAAAGAACAAGGAGAAAAUAAAAGCAGAGAAAAGAAUAAAGUUGUAAGCAGCAUUAAGGACAAAUCUCAAAGCCCGCUCAGUUGUAACCCUUCACCUUGGCGGCCACGCAAAAAGGACGUGGCUUACUGUGAAUGCUGUCAUCAACCCUUCUCUAAUCUGGAGGAGCACUUGCAGUCCGAUCAGCACCGUACGUUUGUUCUGGAUUCAUCCAACUACAGUGCGGUGGACCAACUUGUGGCUGAAAUGCUUCCGGGAUUCAACCCCGAUCCAUCACAGCAAUCAGAGGACUUACUGAACAGACCACCAACUCCUUUACCCAUCCAAGAUGAACUGGAGCCUCUCACUGAUGCUGAGACGGAGCUUGCUGUUCAGGCCCUGCGGAGACAAGGCUCAUCAUUUAAUGCUCACAUCUCCAGCCCUACUAAGGGUCCUCUUUCCUCUGUCCCUGCCAGUCCACCACCAGGAGAUCCAUGCCCCGUCGCAAGUCCAGCCACUCCACCUGCUGACAUCCAGCCUUUCACUCCUCAGACAGGGUGCCACUUGCCAGACAGCCAGCCUGAAGUCGCUUUAAGUCCGGCCAUGCCCAUACUGAAUGUUGAACCACAAGACCAUGGCCCAGCCAGCCAGUCACCUCAACAUCUUACCACCUGCCCUAACACCCCAUGUCCAUCCCCUGACCGUUACUCCCUGCCUCCGGUCCUCAGCCCGCAAGUCCCUGAUCCCUACUACGUGAUGGAUGCACACAGCUCUUACUCAGAACCUCCUAUCCUCAGUCCUCAGCAUUACACUGCAGAGGAGGAUGUGGAAGGACACGCUUGUGAAAUGGACACUGAAGAGAGCGUGUCUCUGUCUGUCUCAGCUGUCACAAUUCCCUCUGUGGCUGCGACAGAUACAAUGGGAGUGGAGGGACUACACCAAAAUGCUCUUUUAGGAUUCAGUGGGUUCUUAUGUUCCAGCAGUGGUUUGGAGUGUGCUAAGCUGUCGUUGCGUAGAUCUCGUUCCCUCCCUCGGCAGCCAAUGACUGCACCAAACCCCAAAAAACGUUGUCGAUCGGCCAGCCCUGAGCACAGCCGGAGCAAAAGACGGAGGACUGUGACCUUUGGCUACAUUGGUUGUCGGACUGCACAAAAGAAUAAAUCUGUAAAACCAAAAAAUGACAUUAUGGCAAACAGUGAGAGCUGUUUAUUGUUCAACACAGUCUCUUGUCAAAUAAUACAGCCUUGUUCAAACCCAAAGGUCUCUUCAACAGCCACAACAUGCACUGUGGAAAAGUUUUGUUUAAAACAACAACAACCUCAAACCACAUUUUGUGUUCCUACUGUACAGAAUUUCCCUCGGGUGCCAAAUCAAAUUGACGUUUUGGGUCGUGGUAGCACCUCUGUUGCAGAUCGGCCAUCAUGGCCGCCCUCCUCAAAAGCAAGGAGUUUCAAUGCUCCACCUCAAAUCCCUGCGGAUAAAUCUCACAGUGCGUUUUCCAGUCAAGACUCUCAACGUUCACUAUCCCACUCUACCUCAGUCUGCAUUGAGUCAGCCCUCAUCCCAGACUUAGCCACGCUCUCUCCAUCAUCAUCAGACUCUGAUUGGGACAGCGAGCUGCUGUCGCGGCUGGGCCCGGCAGCCACUAGACCCCUGUCGCCCACCGAGCAGAGCUGCGAGCUCGACAAGGAACUCCUCCACAGGCCGUGCACGUGGAUGCACGACACCAGCUACGAGUCACGCCUGCACACCGUCCUUCAGCCGUCAACCCCAGCGAGCCCAAUGUGUGGGGAAGAAAUGGAGCCCUCAGCGUUUUCCAGGACUGUGGUACAGAUUGUUGAGGUUCAGCACUGAUGGGUCUUAAUGGUCGUUUUAAGGAACUGGAAGAACCACUAACUGGAAGCUGUGUAAAGCUUCUGGUGCAUAAAUUUGACUUUGCAGCUGCUGCAGCACUUACGCUCAUCAAAACAAGCAAGUGUACACUGAAUAAAUAUAAAAACGUAGUGCAAACUAAAAUGUCAUAUGCAGCUGUUUUCAGAAAUGCAUAUUUUUAUUUUUACUUUAAUUUUUUUUAUUGUAGUAGAUUCUACAUAUGUACAUGAAUGCUGCAUCUUCCCUCAGGCAACACUCUCUGUAUGUCAUGCUGACUUCAGUCUUUCAGCAUGUCCGGGAACACAUGGUGAUAUUGAGAAUUUAAUGAGGCUUUUCAGAAAGGGAGCAUUACUCAAUUACUGUAAGUGCUGCGUCUGGAUCAGAUCCCACUUGCGCCGGCGCUGAUGGUCAAACAGGCGUGGUGUUAGAAGAGUGGAGGACUCGCACUAUCUGUGAGGCAGAGAACUCUCACAUUAAAGUCAAAUAGCUUUUCCUGAUCUUGAAGGUGGGCCAAAGGACUUGCUUUGUCAAGGACGGACUGCUGCUUCACAGCGGUGUGCUCCUCCUGUGAGGUUUAUUGUGUUCGGUCACCUUCCGUUACAGACUUAUUUCACAUCAUGACAGUCAAAACUAUGAAAUGGAUACUUCUGAAUAUCUUAAAUGGACACAACGGAUGCAGAAUGCAACAAGCAAUGAGAAACACAACACAUGAUUGUCCUAGGAAAAUGUGAAGUCAGGUCUUGUACUGUGUUUUGAAAUAAAUGUUUUUAACCAUAAA
Messenger RNA from Thunnus maccoyii (southern bluefin tuna), 3489 nucleotides. It is a transcript of the gene dbf4b, whose product is annotated as DBF4 zinc finger B. Gene Ontology annotation, cellular component: nucleus; Dbf4-dependent protein kinase complex. NCBI's taxonomy places the organism in Eukaryota, Metazoa, Chordata, Actinopteri, Scombriformes, Scombridae. The record is from RefSeq and is a predicted model, not a curated record. The transcript is spliced from 12 exons. Gene Ontology annotation, biological process: regulation of cell cycle phase transition; positive regulation of nuclear cell cycle DNA replication. Gene Ontology annotation, molecular function: protein serine/threonine kinase activator activity; zinc ion binding; nucleic acid binding. The coding region runs from base 162 to 2693 and encodes 843 amino acids.